GCCGUAUAUAAAUUAAACUCGAAUAACAAGAUGAUCAAAAUGUUAGAAAUAUGCUGCUAUUUUAAAACUUUUUAGAAAAUUAAGGUUUAACAAACCCGUUUAAAUGGAAGCAUUUUGGAAAGUAGAACUUUUAACUGAAUUUCCUGAAAGUUUCACAAUAAAAAGAACAAUUUUUUCUAAGUUUACACCAAGCACCGAGCAGGCCCAACUACCACCAAAACUGCACUUGAGCUCUUGUUUCUCAUGCCCAGAAAGUCGAGUUAAAAUAUGAUCAUAUUAAAAUUAAGAUCAUGCUAAAAUUUAGUUAUGCUAAGUGGUGUUUAUUUUAGAUCAAGCUAAAAUUGUGACAGGUAAAAGAUAGGAUGGUCGCUAUAGAAAAAAUUUGACCAAUCAAAAUUUUCGAACUUUUAGACUUUUGAACUAAAUAGAAGCCAAUUUUUUUUUAGAUGUAGCCAAUUUUUGGCUGAACAAACAGCCCCAAAUGCCACCACUCGGUUCCCGACUCGCCGCGGCGGCCGCAUGAACCCCACCGCCGGCUUGCCAUCCCCUCCGGUCGCCACCCUCAUCGGCCGCUGCCGCACCGCGCGCUGCCUCUCCCAGGUCCACGCCCACAUCGUCCGCCUCGGCCUUCACAACGACCAAGCCCUCCUCGCCCGCUUCGCCACCGCCGGCCGGCCAUCCCUUCCAGUCGGUACUAUCCUCGGCCGCUGCCGCACCGCGCGCUGCCUCGCCCAGAUCCACGCCCGCAUCGUCCGCCUCGGCCUCCAUAACCACCAGGCCCUCCUCGCCCGCUUCACCACCGCCGCUGCCCGGACAUCCCCUCCGAUCGCCACCCUCCUCGGCCGCUGCCGCGCCGCGCGCUGCCUUGCCCAGCUCCAUGCCCGCAUCAUCCGCCUCGGCCUCCACAACCACCACGCCCUCCUCGCUCGCUUCGCCGCCGCCUGCGACACCCUCGCCUCCCCUUCCGUCGCCGCCUCCGUCCUUGCCGCGCUCCCCGACUCCCACCCCGCCCCGCUCGACCUCCGCAACUCUGUGCUCGCAUCCCUCUCCCGCCACGCUCCGCUCCACGCCGCACUCGCGGAGUUCAACCUCCUCCGACACGCCGCGCGCCCCGACUCCUUCUCAUUCCCUUCCCUCCUCCGCGCGUGCGCUCGCGUCUCCUGCCUCCCGGCGGGAGCCGCCCUGCACGCCGCCGCCAUCCGCCUCGGUGUUGACAGCGACCUCUUCGUCCGCACGGCGCUCAUCCAGUUCUACGGGAGGUGUGGCGCCGCCAGCGCGGCCCGAUCGCUGUUUGAUUUAAUUGACAUCCCCAGUGAGGUUUCCUGGACCGCCAUCAUUGUGGCGUAUGUCAACACUGGUGACAUUGUGGCCGCCAGAGUGCUGUUCGAUCGAAUGCCUCACCGGAACGUGGUGCACUGGAAUGCGAUGGUUGAUGGGUAUGUGAAGUGUGGGGACUUGGAGGGCGCAAGGAGGCUGUUUGAUGAAAUGCCUGAGAGAACGGCCAUAGCAUACACAUCGUUGAUUGGUGGGUAUGCAAAGGCAGGGAACAUGGAAGCCGCAGGGUUGUUGUUUGAUAAGUUAGAGGACCGGGAUGUGUUCUCAUGGUCAGUGAUGAUAUCAGGUUAUGCGCAGAAUGGUUACCCUGGAGAGGCUUUGAAGAUUUUUAAUGAGUUCCAAGAGCAAGGCAUACACCCAGACGAGCUUGUUAUUGUUGGUCUGAUGUCAGCAUGCUCCCAAAUAGGUAAUAUCAUGUUGACAAGAUGGAUUGAAGAUUACAUCGCAAAGUACUCGAUAGAUAUGAACAAUGCCCAUGUGUUGGCUGGCCUUGUAAACAUGUACGCUAAGUGCGGGAACUUGGAGAGGGCUACUGUUUUGUUUGAGUCUAUGCCAGUUCGAGAUGUGUUUUCAUAUUGUUCAAUGAUGCAAGGUCAUUGCCUCCAUGGUUCAGCUAACAAGGCUGUUGAGCUUUUCUCUGAUAUGCUUUUGGAGGGCCUCUGCCCUGAUAGUGCUGUGUUCACAGUUGUUUUGACAGCUUGCAGUCAUGCUGGCCUAGUAGAAGAAGGGAAGAAGUACUUUGACAUGAUGAAGAAUGCGUACUUGAUCGUGCCAUCUGGGGACCACUACGCUUGCCUUGUCAGUCUUCUCGGACGUUGUGGGAUGCUAAAAGCUGCAUAUGAGCUUAUCAAGUUAAUGCCCGGGAAACCUCAUCCUGGGGCAUGGGGUGCACUGUUGAGUGGAUGCAAGCUUCAAUGUGAUAUUGAGCUAGGAAAAAUCGCAGCAAAGAAGCUUUUUGAAAUUGAACCGGAUAAUGCUGGAAAUUAUGUCUCCCUAUCAAAUAUUUAUGCUAACAUUGACAGGUGGGGAGAUGUUUCUGAAAUUAGGGCUGAAAUGACUGAAAAGGGGAUAACGAAAAUAGUAGGCCGUACCCUGGUUUUGCAGUGAAUCACCGCUGACCAGAAUUUUUUUAUAUCUUGUCUUGUGUUACUUUGCCCUAUUGAAACCUUGAGGAGGCAUAAGUUCUGGACCAAGAAAAGAGACCUCUGUGCUCUGCACUUUUGAGUCACAAUGGUUAUGAGAACAGUAGAAGUUCAGUGCAUCGUGAUAUAUACAGCACGCUGGUCAACAGGCUGUUGGGUUAAUAAGAGGUAGGAGACCAUCUGGACUGAGUUCGACACUUCUCUUCGCAUAAUCUUGGACGAUUUUCUGCUAAUGCCACCUUGUCAGAGCUUGAGAGGUUUCUUUGGCGGCUGGUGAGAUGUCAUCCAGUGCUGCUGCUGCUGCGGUGCUGCCACUUCUGAUGAGUGAUGAGAUGACGUCAUGUGAGCGCUCCCUCCUACUUUUGAGUUAUAAACUGAUAAUCCACAUGAACUGGCGUAUGUUAAAGAGCAGUAUUAUCAGUUAACUAGUGAUUCUGUUUUUACAUUAUUUCUAGCAGUUAGUACAAUAGUUUGGUGCUAUGCCUGAGGAUUGCAGGUUUUGCUUUCCUUGAGGUAGUAAUUAUGAUCUGUGAUAACAAUGUAGAGUAAAGCUAAAACUGUUUGACUAACCGAAAUAAUCAUUUCUUAUAUCUCAGAAAGGGAACACACUGUAAAUUACAGAAGAAAUUGUAAUAUUUGAACUCUCAGGAGAAGUAUCGAGGAAAAAAAGUUUAGUCUGUUACCUUGAAUUGUGGAGAGAAGAUAAUUCAUCCAUUAGUCUUGACUUCAAUAUAUAGAGUCCUCAUGGGCCACCUCAUGGGCCUAGAAUACAUAUGGGCCUAGAUAUAUACUUAACACCCACCUCAAACUCAAGGUGGUAUAGGAGGUUAAAAAACAUUGAGUUUGAGCAAAUGUGGCCGACGAUGCGUUUGAGUUUGGGCUUUGUUGAAGAAGUCUGCAACUUGCAACUCUGAUGGCAUAUAUUGAAGAGCAAUUGUUUUCUAAUGACAAUGAGACUGAGUAAAGGAAGCAUCAACAUCAAUAUGCUUUGUGAGUUCAUGCUUCACAGGAUCAUUAGCAAUCUAUAUGGUGCCAGUGUUAUCACAUAAAAGAUGGCAGCGACAGGGCUCAUGGAGAAGGACUGCGAUGGGCCCAACGGAGACAUGCGGCGACGGCCGUGUUGAAGACAAGCGGCAGGUGACGAAAAAUUUGGAUCGUGGGUUUGUGGAUUAGACUAGACCUAACCCUAACCCUAAUCCUUGCCCUGAUGCCAUAUUACCUUGACUUGAAUUGUGGAGAGAAGAGGAUAAUUCAUCCAUUAGUGUUGACUUCGAUAUAUAGAGUCCUCAUGGGCCACCUCAUAGGCCUAGAAUACAUAUGAGCCUAGAUAUAUACUUAACAGAGUCACCUUUUGUUAGCAGGUCAUUUGAAACUUUCUGUUAGCUGUUGUAUCUUUUAUUGCCAAAUUCUUAAUAUAAUUCUCUUACAGCUUCUUGCAUUUUCUCUUAUGUCUGCUUGCAUUCUAAAUGUCUUAUGGUAUUGCAUUAACUGAAUGUCAAGUUUGUUGGGAAGAGGAGCCUUUCUUCAUGUUAUGGUACCGAAUUUUAACUUCGAACUGCACUAUGUUAAAUUCUGUCAAGUUAUUCAAGCUCUACCUGGUCUGUAUUGAAAGACUUUUUUUCUUCCUUUUUUUUAUAGUGAGCUGUCCGAUGCCUCUCAAGUUAGGGAUAUUGGCAAGCCUUGUUACCAUGGUUCAUUUGGUGUUGAACUACAAUAUCUCCAGCAUUUGAAUGAAAUAUGUAGCUUCAGAAGUUUGUGUAGUGUACUGUGAAAGACCAGGAUGCUAUUUUACAAAUAUGGCCCUGAUCAAGAUACAAAGUUUGGCAUUUGAUAUGAAGCACACACAAGGAUUAUACAAACAGUUGCCUCCAAUGCUCCAUGGGCGCGCUAUACUGACACCAACUCAGGUGGUGCGCAACUGCUUUGUCCGGGUAGAGUGGCAGGUCCUGGUUCGCUGGGCGGGCAUGGCUGAUAGCAAGCCACUUGGGAAGAUGUUCCAUCUUUCAAACAGCGGUAUCCUGCAUUUCAGCUCGAGGAUGAGUUGUUUUCAAAGGAGGGGAGAGAUGCUAUGUGUGGGAUUACCUACUGCAGAAAGAAAGGAAAAGGGGGCGCCAACGGGGUAGGAGAUGGCGAUGGCUGAUUGAGGAGAUAAGUCAGUUUGGAUGUUUUAGAGGUAAAUAAAUAAAGAUUUGGAAGUUGGAAAAGUCAGAUUAGGAAAGAUAUUUGGUUUAGAAAGAAUAAGAAGUUGUAGUUGGAUUAGAGAUUGAGAUAGUCUGAAUAGGUUAAGUUUAGAUGGAAUUGUUUAGGGCUGGGCUCUAUAUAUAAAGAGCAGCUGGCACCCCUUUUGGAACAAUUAUUCCUCAUCUCCUGCUAUCUAUUUUCCAUGUCCCUGCCUCCCGCUCCUCUCCUCCUUGCUGCAACCGGCGCCUUCAGGCAUCCUCACCACCACCAUGGGCAGGAAGCGGGCCAAGGAUCGGCCAGAGAUCUCUCACACCUAUCCUAUUAGGUCACUUCUCCAAGGACGUGACACAGUUGCCAUCAAUGCUUACAUGUUAUUUAUCUUUUAGUUCGAUGAAAGGUGUUUUCAGAUGCUUCUAUUUGAAAUACCUCUGGUUAUAGUUAGUUGCAGAAUCAGUACAAUAGUAACAUGUUGCACAUUGAUUAAAUUAUGGCCUUUCAUCCUAGCCUUAAAGAAGUUGUUGGAUUGGUUCUUUA
Phragmites australis (common reed) is the source of this 5192-nucleotide messenger RNA. RefSeq names its product putative pentatricopeptide repeat-containing protein At5g37570. The record is from RefSeq and is a predicted model, not a curated record. Gene Ontology annotation, biological process: RNA modification. Gene Ontology annotation, molecular function: protein binding; RNA binding. The transcript is spliced from 3 exons. The coding region runs from base 520 to 2442 and encodes 640 amino acids. Lineage: Eukaryota; Viridiplantae; Streptophyta; Magnoliopsida; Poales; Poaceae.